Molecule: messenger RNA, 708 nt
Organism: Penicilliopsis zonata CBS 506.65
Lineage: Eukaryota; Fungi; Ascomycota; Eurotiomycetes; Eurotiales; Aspergillaceae
Exons: 4
Coding region: 1-708 (235 amino acids)
Biological process (GO): protein transport to vacuole involved in ubiquitin-dependent protein catabolic process via the multivesicular body sorting pathway
Cellular component (GO): ESCRT-0 complex
Molecular function (GO): protein binding
Source: RefSeq, a predicted model, not a curated record
AUGGCGGCCCAGAACGAGUUCGUGGCUGCGAUGACCAACCGGUCGCUCCGUACUAUUCAAACGGAGCUGGAAUUUCUUGCAGACAACUCGGUUAUCACGCCCCAGCAACUGUCGUCGAUCCUCGCUCAGCUACCAGAUCAUACUCCCCUGCGAGCUGCUCGGUCGCAGGCCGUUCAAUCGGCCCAACAGCUGCCAGUUCAGCCCGUGUCGGUGCCAUACUCGCCGCCGACCACUCAGUUCGCCAAUACCACCCUGAACGAGAAGACUGCGUUACAAGAGGCCUACAACCAGCCUCCCCCUCCUGCAUAUCAAGUACCCCCGGUUCUGUCGAUCGCUACAGCUCUAUAUGCCUACACACCAACAGAUACAGGCGAUCUGGCCUUGCAACCACGCGAUCGGAUCCAAGUACUAGAGCACAUGAACAACGACUGGUGGCGUGGCCGCAAUGAACGCACAAACCUAGAGGGUAUCUUCCCUCGGAGCUACGUGAAUGUCGUCGAGGAGAAGCCCACCAUCGUCGCUCCUCAGCCUACGAGCUAUGGUAAUUUGCCUCUGGAGAUCAGCCAGGGCACUUCUACCUCGGGUACCGAAGGAAAAAAGAGCAAAUUUGAAGAGCAAGGGAAGAAGUUUGGAAAGAAGAUGGGCAACGCUGCAAUCUUCGGCGCUGGUGCAACCAUCGGUUCCAACAUCGUGAACAGCAUCUUCUAG